Bipolaris oryzae ATCC 44560 is the source of this 1164-nucleotide messenger RNA. RefSeq lists its product as uncharacterized. The record is from RefSeq and is a predicted model, not a curated record. NCBI's taxonomy places the organism in Eukaryota, Fungi, Ascomycota, Dothideomycetes, Pleosporales, Pleosporaceae. The transcript is spliced from 4 exons. Gene Ontology annotation, molecular function: oxidoreductase activity. The coding region runs from base 1 to 1164 and encodes 387 amino acids.
AUGUGGAUCUUCAAUGCUCUUGCCUCUUUCCAGCUGCUGGCAACAAAUCUUGUGGCUGCUGUUCCCGUCGAUUCACAGCCGGCUUCGACUAUCAAUAUAGAUCCGGCAGUUGAACCCCUUGAAGCUCUUGCUCAACUGCAGCAGCAUGCCUAUGAAACUCUCAAACAGCGCGAGAGUGUCUUCAAAAGAGACUCAAAAGGCUGCUCUUUGGCGACUGCAACCAUACGAAAAGGCUGGGAAUAUAUAAGCAAGAAGGAUCGGAAGGCCUACAUCGAAGCUGUACGGUGUCUUCGACGCUUGCCACCCAAGUCUGAUCCGUUCUGGGCUCCAGCAGCAAAGACUCGCUUCGAUGAUUUCGUCGCCAUCCACGUGAACCAAACCUUGUACAUACAUGGAAAUGGUCCCUUCCUUACCUGGCAUCGCUACUUUGUAUGGGCUUAUGAACAAGCUCUUCGAGACGAAUGUGGCUAUAAAGGCUACCAACCCGAGUCCCCCGUUUUUGAUGGGAGUGAUACCAGUUUGGGCGGUGACGGCGAGUUCUUUGCUCACAACGGAAGUCUUGCUGGUGGUCGAUUGAUACCAAUCCCCUCUGGACAAGGGGGUGGGUGUGUUAAGAGCGGUCCUUUCAAAAAUACGCAAGCAAACAUUGGACCCAUCUCGCCUGGUAUGCAAGGCCUCACCGACCUGGCGACUGGAAUCACCGACUACAACCCCCACUGCCUGCGCCGAGAUCUCAGUCCCUACAUAUCCAAGAAGUGGUUCACUACGGAGAAUCUACUGAAUGUAACCAUUGGUGCAGGAUCCGUAACGCAUCCCAUUUUCUGGCAGGAAAUUCUGGGUCGGUAUACGGAUGGGUUCUUAGGGUUACACGCCUCGGGACAUUACACUAUGGGCGGAGACGCAACGGAUCUCUAUUCUUCUGUCAAUGAUCCUGCAUUUUACCUCCAUCACACAAUGCUUGAUCGAAUCUAUUGGAUCUGGCAGGUACUCCACCCGGCUGAGGCGAACAAAGUGACUGGUACCUUGACGCUGCAGAACAAGCCUCCAACGCGCAACGCUACCAUUGAUGAGCCAUUGGAGAUGGGAAUCAACGGCGAGACUUUGAAGAUUCGGGAUAUGUUCGAUACGCUAGGUGGUACUCCUCUAUGCUACAUCUACCUUUAA